Molecule: messenger RNA, 2654 nt
Organism: Cataglyphis hispanica
Lineage: Eukaryota; Metazoa; Arthropoda; Insecta; Hymenoptera; Formicidae
Product: glycerol-3-phosphate phosphatase-like
Exons: 5
Coding region: 273-1106 (277 amino acids)
Cellular component (GO): cytoplasm
Molecular function (GO): phosphatase activity
Source: RefSeq, a predicted model, not a curated record
AAUUUAGGUAUAAUUUACCUCGUCGUACCGUCCCACAGUGGCUUUUCUCCAUAAUAGUAUGCUUUCCUAAAUUUCUAUGCUGUGUUCUCAACUGCUCACUGAACAUAGUUGAUUCGUGUCCCGUCAGUAAAUUAUGCGUUUAAUUAACUAAUUGAUAAUAAUGGAUGCGAUAAAUAUAAAAGCGCUCACCUCUGAGAACGUUCUGAAUUUUUUGAGAUCUUUCGACACCGUGUUGACCGAUUGCGACGAUAUCUUUUUUAGGAGUGCUAUGGAUGCAUAUGACACCUUUGCCGAAUUCAUCAGACGUGAUAAAUCUGUUUCGCAAGCUUGGCAAGCAAGUCUUCUAUAUCACCAACAACAGUACGAAAACGCGCGAUGAUCUAGUGGAGAAGUGUAAGGCUCUGAAAUUUGAGGCGAGUAAGGACGAUAUCUUGUGCACUGCUAAUCUAUCAGCGUGUUAUCUACAAAGUCUAGGCUUUUCCAAAAAGACCUAUGUUAUAGGUUCCGAAGCAAUCGCAAGAGAAUUAGAACAAGUUGGUAUCUCAUAUUAUGGGAUAGGACCAGAUGUAAUUAAUCCAAAUAGUCCAUAUUCUGUUUUUGAGAAAGAUCCAGAAGUAGCUGCUGUUAUAGUUGGUUUUGAUGAGCAUUUCAGUUAUCCUAAAAUGAUAAAAGCAGCCACCUAUUUAAAUGAUGCUAGUGUACAUUUUAUUGGUACCAAUACGGAUGAAAGAUUUCCAGUCUCAAAUGAUGUUGUUAUACCUGGUACAGGAAGUCUAGUUAGAUGCAUAGAAAGCUGUUCAGAAAGAAAAGCAGUAAUCAUGGGUAAACCAGAAAAAUAUAUGUGUAAAAUGUUGAUGAAACGAUCUAAUAUUAAUCCUCAGCGCACUUUAAUGAUUGGAGAUCGUUGUAAUACUGACAUACUUUUUGGAACCCGUUGCGGUUUUCUAACGUUAUUAGUCCUGACGGGAGUGACUGCUUUGCCGGACGUUGAAAAGUGGAAGCAAUCUGAACACCAAGAAGAACGGGAUCUUAUACCUAAUUAUUAUAUAGAUGCACUCGGCGAUUUAUUACCAUACUUGAAGGAAUUGGAAUCUGAAAUAUCUUAACUUUAUGAGAUUUAGUCACAAAUUGAAAGAAAAAUAUGUACAUCAAUAGUACAUAUUCAUAGUCAAAAUCGAGUGAUAAUAUAAUUUUUUAGAAAGAGUAUGCUUGUACAUAUGCCAAAAACCAUGUACAUAAAUAUGUAUGUGUGUAUAAAAUUAUCCAAUAAGUAUGACAAAACAUUUUAAAUAUUUCUAUUGAUUAUGUAUAAGUCAUUGAGAACUUACUCUUCUGUAUAAAAAAAUUAACAAUAUUAUAAAUUAAAAAUAUAUAUAUCGUGUACUUUAUUAUGUUUUAUUUCCAAUAAAAAUAUUUUCAUUUUGAGAGAAUAAAAGAUUAAUAAAAUGCGAUUAUUAAGAUGAAAAUAAGCGGGAAAUUUGCAUAUUUUGAGUACGAAUGGAGGUGUGAAACGAACACAAGUAAAUAUUUCAGUUUAAAUUUUCCAACUCCAUAUUUAUUUUGGCAAUGUGCCUAUUAUAUGAAAAAGUACACCUUUUUUUCCUCAAAAAGAAUGAUAUACGUUUCGGAUGAGGCUGUAAGAAAUAAUGUAUGAAAGAGAGAGAGAGAGAGAGAGAGAGAAAGGAAAGCAAAUUGGCAGGAUGUAUACAAAAAGAUCGUGAGAAUACAAUAUAUUAUUUAAAUAUGUAUGAUAAUGAUAAACUUAAUGGUAGAUAGCGAAAGAGAAAAAGAGAGAUACAGAGAGAUAUUCGUAAUCCUUACUUAUAUAGAUUUUAUAAAACUCAUAACAAUGAAAUAUAUUUAACAUGUUAUAUCAUUAUGAUACACAAGAAGCGCGAUAUGUGUAUUCAUUUUAUGUAUUUAUGCUUUUUUUACCUUCAUAUAUGUAUAUCUGUUUGUGUUUGUAUAUAUUUUAUACUUUCUAAGUUUAUCAGAGUCUUCCGAUUCUCUUCCUUCUGCGAAGAAGAGAGUUAGAGAUGCAUGCCUAUAUCUUACAUAGACACAUCAAAAUAUUGAUUUCAAAGAGUUUGAAUCGUAAAAUUUUUUAACAGCUAAUCGUUAAACGGCUUCGAUGCGUAGGUAUUAAUAGCAAGAUAGCGUAACAUUCAUCGCCAACAUACGUAACGAUCAUAAUGGGUAAUAUUAAAGACCCGUAUCUUUUCAUCAUGCUGAUACAAUAAUCGGCAAGGACCUUCGUCAAUCGUCUUGGUGUAUUACACAUUCUCUCCAUUUUUUUUUUCAUUUCGAUAUUGAAAUUUGCUGUGAAUCACAGUUUAAUCACGAUAUGUGGAAAUGAUAUAAUUCUCUUUUUAAGUUACUUCUUAACUUAUACAUCGCUUGAAGGAUCGGUAAAUAAAAUAUGAAUAAUUUAACUUCUUAUACACCUUUUCAAACGCGCACUAGUGGGGAAAAGUUUAAAUGUGAUAAUACCGCUGUUAAAACAAUCUUAUUGGACACAUAUAUGUAACAUUUUUAAAUACUUUCUGCAUAUUUUUUUAUGCUGUAUAUAAUAAUGUGUUGUCAGAAUUUCUCACUUUUAUUUUUUGUAUGAUAGAAAAAAAGAGAAAGCGAGAGAGAGAGAGACAGAAAAAGAG